Messenger RNA from Melampsora larici-populina 98AG31, 909 nucleotides. RefSeq lists its product as uncharacterized. Lineage: Eukaryota; Fungi; Basidiomycota; Pucciniomycetes; Pucciniales; Melampsoraceae. The record is from RefSeq and is a predicted model, not a curated record. The coding region runs from base 1 to 909 and encodes 302 amino acids. The transcript has 10 exons.
AUGGUCUAUCAUCUCGAUCGACACACUUUCUGCACAAAAUAUUUCAAUCUGAUGCUGAUAUACUUUUCAUAUCCGUCUUUCGACUUUCACCAUCAACAUAUCAUUUCCGUCAAUCAGGAUUUUCAUCACAGGUCGAUGGGUCACGAUAGGUUUCAAAAACGUUCUAAGAAGGUGUUGGGUGUCAUCAUGAUGAAACCUUCCGAACAAAACUUGACUGCCAAUGGAGUCACUGUUCUUGCUCCUGUAUCGAGUGUUGAUAAGGCUGUCCUCAAGUCUCAGGGUUCUCAAGAAAGUUCUCAAGAUAUGAGCAUGGCAUUCAAAAACGAUUUCAACUCAUCAGAAAACAAAACAAAUCUUUCACAAAAACAUGCUGUUAACUAUACUGCCGACUUUAAUCAAUCUGUUUAUUUGCUUUCUUUUUGGUCUUCUUCGAACAACUUUUUACGCUUUGGAUUAACUGAGCCAACAAGUUAUACGAAUUCAAGUGAUACAAGUGCAAGUGUUGAAUCAGAUACAACCUCGGGAUUAUCGGUUGUACCUGAGAAUUCUUUGAAAAAUUCUAAACUGUCCAAAACUAUGGAUAUUGCACCAGUGAAUGCUUCAGCAGGUGAAUUGUUUCCCUUUCCUAUCUCAUUCAAAGAUGAAGAAAUUAAUCUGAGCUCUUUCCUCUUUCAUUUGGCCGCAGAUCACCUUACAAACUCUAAAAAACCAGAGACACACAAUCAGAAACAAGAAUUGACUAAAAAUGAACCCAGUACAAAUGAGAAUACUGAAGCAAAUAAGACUCCUACUGGAAGUAUUCUAGAUCAAAAACAGGGAAAUAAUUCUAAAAUCAAUGAUACUCAAUCUCAGAGUAAUGGAAAUCAAACCAAACCGGUAGAUGAUUGGCAAUACUUAGUUGAGUUUUGA